Molecule: messenger RNA, 573 nt
Organism: Rotaria sp. Silwood2
Lineage: Eukaryota; Metazoa; Rotifera; Eurotatoria; Philodinida; Philodinidae
Source: the annotation of a GenBank genome assembly
AUGUUACAAUGUUGUGAAGUUGAUCGUCUCCUUAUAUUUGGAACUGGAAGCUUUAUAACAGAACAAAUCGAUGAAACAUCUGAACAAGAUUUGAUUGAACUAUUUGGUCAUCAACUGCAAUGGCCAUUUUUUACUCUUUCCUUUUCUACUCUAACGCUAAAAACACAAGGUAAAUUUCAUGUCUGCAAUAUUAUCGACAUAUUUGUAUUAACUGAUGAGGCGACAAUUCUAUCGAUAGUUAACAUUAAUAAUGCUGGUCCAUGGAGUUUAUCUGCAUCAUACUUGGAAUUGAUGAAUCGAAAUGGAUCAACCGUACAAUUCAGUACAUCAAUUAUCGGUGAUGUGAGUGAACGAUGUAGUUUCGGAGCUAAAUUCAUUCCAUAUUAUAAUAACAGUCAAGGCAAUGCCGUUGUUCUCAUGUGUUCAUCAUUUACUUUUCCUGGUGGUGAUACUGCCUUUUUUAGGCUGAAAAUUGAUCCUUUCACAUCGAAUAUCACUGCUAUUGGCAAUCCAUUAAUAUUUCAUUCCGAAAAUUCAUUUGCAAGAUUCUCAUCUCAACCAGUAACGCUGUAA